Messenger RNA from Oryzias melastigma (Indian medaka), 1783 nucleotides. Its product is annotated as glomulin. The coding region runs from base 50 to 1783 and encodes 577 amino acids. The transcript is spliced from 18 exons. Gene Ontology annotation, molecular function: ubiquitin-protein transferase inhibitor activity. The record is from RefSeq and is a predicted model, not a curated record. NCBI's taxonomy places the organism in Eukaryota, Metazoa, Chordata, Actinopteri, Beloniformes, Adrianichthyidae. Gene Ontology annotation, cellular component: cytoplasm.
GAGCAUCGCACAUUCAGUCGUUCUGGUUCUGGUGUCUGCCAGAGCCUCUAUGAUCCAUUGUGGUGAAACAAAAGAAGCCAUAUUGAAGGCAGGAUUACCGGAGAAGAUGCUGACGACAAAGGAUCAAGUGGAGGAUGUAAUCCAGAGAUGGAGGGACUCUCAGGAGGAGGACCUGAAGCCGGAGGAUUACCAGCAGUUCAAGACUUUGGGGAGUGCAUGCCUUGCUGAGGGGGCCAGUGAGCAGCUUCUGAAGUUUGUGCAGGAGGAGAAAAACCAGGGAGUGGUCAAGUCCAUGGGGGGUGUCCUCUUGACAGCUCUUGUAAAUGAAAUAGUAAAAAAAGACAAGACUCAAGAUCACUGCCAGACUGCCAUUGCACACCUGAUAAAGACUUGCAUCCCAAAUAAACUCCUGCAGAACAUGCUGGAGAUGAUUGAAGACAUCGAUCCAGGAGCCAUUUCUGAGACCAUCUUAGUUUUACUCCCGCAUCUUCAAACAGUCGUGCUGCAGCUGGAGGACAGGCGAGCAGCCUCUUUGGGUUUGAGCCUGUCUGCCCUACACAGGCAGCUGUCCCGGCUGCCCGUGCCAUACACCUUGCAGCAGGAGGAGGAGGAUGAGUGCGGUCUGUGUGGAUGCUGCAGCGCCAUGGCCCUGUUUGUAAGGCCCUUUGUGGAUGAGUUGAGGAGCACAGAUGGAAAGGGGGAGGCUGCUGAUGAAGAUGAGGAGCUGAAGGUGGAGCUUCUGAAGUUCGCUCCGAAGAAUCGCACUGUGACAGACAGCAGCCUUUCCAGGGAUUCCAGAGCGUGUCUGGCCUAUCUAGUGUUUGUGGAGUUACUGAUGGUGGAGAGUUUUCCUGCAGUGUUCAGCGUGGAGAAAAAGCGUGGAGAAAACAAUAAAAAUGGUUGUUUUUAUUGUUUUAGUCCUCUUUUCCUUCUUCAGUGCAACAUGGAGCACAUUGAUCAUCUUCUCAGUAGCAAGAAGGAAUCCCACUUACUGAAAGGACUGGCACUGAUGGAAACCAGUUUGAAGAUGGUGGAGGAUAACAGUCUUCCAGUGGGUUUGAUGGAACUGAGGAGCUUCUACAGUGCACCACAGAACUUGCGUCUCAUUCUAACGGACUGCCCAAUGAGACACUUGAGGGAGUCUGGACUUAAACUCUUCCAGCUUUUCAUGGAUAAACUAGACAAUGAAGCAAAACACAAAUUCUUCAGGUGUAUGCUAAAAACCAGCAACCACGAGGGAGUGGAGAGUUAUGUCAUCAAGAACAUCAGGCGUCAGAUUGAAUUUUCCAUAAAGGGAAAUCCAAAUAAAUGGUUCUUAGGAUUGGAUCUGCUCUCAAUACUGGCUCUGGUGUUUAUCUUACCACACGGUGCUGAGACUAAUCUACUCACCAAUAUGGACAAGAUCAUGGAGGGUCUGAAUCUUCUGCGUUAUGUUUUCCUAAAAGGCAAAGAAAUUAGGAGCAACGUGGAAUUGUGGGAGGGUCUCUGGAGAAUCAAAGAGGAGUAUCUGAAAAUGCUGAGGGUGGCUCUCAGCAUGUCAAGAGCUUAUUACUCUUCUGAACUGAAGGCGCUGAAGGAGGAUCAGAAACUGAAAGCUAAAGAGGCCAGGGACAACGCUAGAUCGGGUAGGUUGGUUCAAACCAUGUUGACGAAGCCGGAGCAUGGGUCCGGCAUGUCCGCCGACACCCAACAGCAGGUGCUGGAGAGCGCACUGGUGACCUUUGACUUGAUGGACAGCCUUACGGUCCGAAUUGAAGAAAUCACAGAGGAGACGCUGAGCUAA